CCACGAACUCAAGAUCACAUCGGGUCGUUCCAAUUUUAGUUUAUUUGUUUGUUGAUGACUGCGUGAGCUAAAGACAAAAUAAUGAGUUUAUCAGGUACAAAUAAUACCAACUGGCAAAGCGAUGAUCGUGGCGAUAUGGAAAAGGUUUUAGCUAUGUUAGUGUUAGGUCUCGGCAGCCUUCUAUCCGGCAUGCUGCCAGCCAUAAUAUCAGAGCGUAAUCGUCUACGAUUUCCAUUGACAACGUCGCUAUUGCUGUGUUUCGGUGCAGGUAUUCUACUAGCUACGGCUUUGGUGCAUAUUUUGCCAGAGGUACGCGAGCAAAUGAACUCGAAGUUCGCGGAAGUUGCGAUGUGUGGCGGCUUCUUCAUCAUUUAUUUCAUAGACGAAUUCAUACACUAUUUCUUUGGCGAGGCCCUUCAGCAUACGCAUGCAACGACUCCAACAGCGAGUGCUCCAAGCUCCAACAAUGCCUAUGGAGCAAUUAAUGAGAGAGCGCCGUUAAUAGGCGUCGAUACAACACACCAUCAUCAUCAUGGUGAAAACGGUCAUGAUCAUAAUAAUAGCGAUCACCUGUAUGAGCCCGUUUCCGGAUGUGACGAUGCCAGCAUUGACGAUGCAAAUGCUCGAAUUUGUCAUACCAGUCAUACGGAACCAUGUGCACAAUCCAUGACUGGGACACUGGGACUGUUUGUGGCGCUCUCUUUGCACUCGGCCAUCGAAGGAUUGGCUAUUGGUGUACAAAACUCGGCCACCAAGGUGCUCUUUCUGCUGGGCGCCGUUGCGUGUCACAAAUUUGUGAUGGGCUUCUGUCUGGGUCUUGAAUUUCGCUCAAACCCACGCGCAAGCAUUCGCUCACAAUUCAUUGGCAUCUUGGUGUUUGCUUUGGGUGCCGUGUGCGGAAUCGGUCUGGGUAUGCUUAUCGUUGACAUACCCUCUACCUGGUCGAAAACAGCACUGCCCAUAAUACAGGCAUUGGCUGGAGGUACGCUCUUUUAUGUGACCGUAUGUGAGGUGAUUCCGCGCGAAAAGGCGCGCUGGCAUACGAAUUCGAAUCGUCGCUGGGCGGGAUUUGCGCAAUUCGCGACAGUCGUUGCGGGCUUUGCGACAAUGUGCAUUAUUAAUUAUUAUCUCGCUGAUGACUGAGAAUCUCAAUAGGCACUGCCCUGCUUUUUAAACUUGUAUUUGUAUCAGAAUUGUUGUAUGCAAAAUGUAAUUGUGGUUGCUUAUUGUUUAAUGUAUUAUUAAGUGUCCCAGCCAAUUUAAAUGUUUUAUACAAAAAAGAAGUGUGUGA
Messenger RNA from Drosophila hydei, 1291 nucleotides. It is a transcript of the gene Zip88E, whose product is annotated as zinc transporter ZIP3. Gene Ontology annotation, biological process: zinc ion transmembrane transport. NCBI's taxonomy places the organism in Eukaryota, Metazoa, Arthropoda, Insecta, Diptera, Drosophilidae. Gene Ontology annotation, cellular component: plasma membrane. Bases 82 to 1143 code for a protein of 353 amino acids. The transcript has 5 exons. The record is from RefSeq and is a predicted model, not a curated record. Gene Ontology annotation, molecular function: zinc ion transmembrane transporter activity.